This is a messenger RNA of Physcomitrium patens, 1533 nucleotides long. Lineage: Eukaryota; Viridiplantae; Streptophyta; Bryopsida; Funariales; Funariaceae. The record is from RefSeq and is a predicted model, not a curated record.
AUGUUUAACCGAGAAGGGGUCGAGCAAUCACCGAAACCGGCUGAUUCUCACGGUGUCGCAGUACUUCUUGGAUUUCAGAACUACAUUACCAUGCUCGGCACGUCGGUGCUUAUUCCGGUUACUGUCAUACGAGCGAUUGGUAGAGAACCGGGUGAUCUAGCGAGGACAAUACAAUCCGUGCUGUUCGUUACUGCGAUCAAUACUCUUGUGCAAACAGGCCUUGGCUCUAGACUGCCAACAGUAAUGGGAAGCUCCUUCUAUUUCUUACCAAUGAUGCUGUCCAUUGUUAGCAGACGUGGGAUUAUCGAUUACCCAGACCCUAAUGAGGUGCCUCACAUUCUACUCUGGAUUUGUAACUCCCUUCAUAUCAAUGGGGAUACAAUGUUGUCGAACUCUAUCUUCGCUGCUCGCAAUGAACAAAGGUUUCUGAGGGGAAUGCGAGCCACUCAAGGAGGUUUCAUCGCCGGAUCGGCUUUGAACAUCGUACUUGGCUUCAGCGGCCUCUGGGGAGUCGCCUUCACAUACAUCAGUCCCAUUGUAAUUGCACCGAUCACAAUUCUCGUGGGAUUAGGGAUAUUCGAGCAUGGAUUUCCCGGGGUUGCGAAGUGCGUUGAGAUCGGCAUUCCUGCUCUCCUCCUCUUCCUUCUCUUCUCAAAGCGUAGAUGCCUCUUUUGCUAUUGUCCUGACUCGAGGAAUCCGUAUCCUCUGCAAUGGGGUGCCCCUACGUUUACCGCAGGUGAUGCUUUCGGUAUCAUGACGGGUGGUUUUGCUUCUCUUCUCGAGUCCACGGGUGAGUUCUAUUCACUCUCUCGACUUUCAGGUGCAACGCCGCCACCCUCUUAUAUUAUCAGCAGAGGAAUUGGGUGGCAAGGGAUUGGACUCUUGUUCAAUGGAUUCUGGGGAACAUCUACCGGCACUACCGUAGCGCCAGAGAACGUUGGGCUCGUGGGCUUGACUCGAGUGGGAAGCAGAAGAGUGGCCGAGAUCUCUGCAGGUUUCAUGCUCUUCUUCUCCAUUUUUGGAAAAUUUGGUGCUGUGCUCGCCUCAAUUCCUCAGCCCAUCGUUACAGCAUUUCUUUGCAUCAACUUCGGCGUGGUUGUGGGCACUGGAAUAUCUAUGUUCCAGUUCGCUAACAUGAACUCAACACGCAACAUAUUCGUUGUGGGAUUCUCCCUCUUCAUGGGGUUAUCGGUUCCUCAGUACUUCAAUGAGUUUUCGCUGCGUUCUGGACACGGUCCCGUGAAUACGAAUUCCCCAUGGUUCAACAACAUCCUCAGUGCCUUCUUCUCCUCUUCAAUGAUCGUGUGCUUCGUGGUGGGGACCGUGCUGGACACCACCCUCACCCGUCAUGUAUCCAAGUGGUGCCGCGUGUCCGCCACGUCGUCACGGCACGAUUUUCCACUUGGCAUUCUGAUCUUCCCGGCAACGUCACAUUUAUUUUCUGCCCGUGCGGACUUGGUGGCGGCUUCGUGCUCGGCUUCACGCUUUGAUCCUCACUUUUUGCUAUUCACUCAACGCGUGAUUGGAUGCUGA